AUGUUUUGUCAAGUUGAAGGCUACACAGGUAAUGCAAUCAGUGAGAAGCUGGUGGAUUGUUUGAAGGAUUGGGGUCUAAAAGAUGUAUUUGGUGUCACUCUAGACAAUGUCAGCGCCAACACAGUAGCUAUGGAUCAUCUGCAGAAAGUUGUUACUAGCUGGACAGGAUCACCAAUUAGAGCUAAAUAUUUACAUGUGAGGUGUGCAGCCCAUGUUCUUGCUCUUAUCAUAAAAGAUGUAGUAUGGAUCUUUAAUGAAUCAGUUAAAAGGAUAAGUUCGGUUAUAAAAUAUGUUCUUAGUUCUCCUUCUAGGUAUGAAAAGUUUAAACAAUGUGCUUCCCUAGCAAAGGUAAAUUACAAGAAAGCACUGACUUUAGAUGUGUACACCCGAUGGAAUAGCACUUACUUGAUGUUAGAUGCUGCGCAAAGAUAUGAAAAAGUUUUUGCACUGUUAGCACAGAUUGAUGAGGACUUUCAAGAGAGGUUUAUUUUUGAGCAGGACAAGAAAUCUGUUUUACCAAGUGAUGCUGAUAUUGAGGAAGCUAUAGCUAGUGAUGAUAUCAUGGAAGAAGUGGUUGAAGAUAUGGAAGAAGGUGAAGAGGUUGAGCAUAUGGAAGAAUAG
Messenger RNA from Papaver somniferum (opium poppy), 621 nucleotides. RefSeq names its product zinc finger BED domain-containing protein RICESLEEPER 2-like. NCBI's taxonomy places the organism in Eukaryota, Viridiplantae, Streptophyta, Magnoliopsida, Ranunculales, Papaveraceae. The transcript has 2 exons. Bases 1 to 621 code for a protein of 206 amino acids. The record is from RefSeq and is a predicted model, not a curated record.